Molecule: messenger RNA, 567 nt
Organism: Vicia villosa (hairy vetch)
Lineage: Eukaryota; Viridiplantae; Streptophyta; Magnoliopsida; Fabales; Fabaceae
Exons: 1
Coding region: 1-567 (188 amino acids)
Molecular function (GO): nucleic acid binding; RNA-DNA hybrid ribonuclease activity
Source: RefSeq, a predicted model, not a curated record
AUGGAAGAGCAUGAUGAAAAUUAUGCAAGAUCUAUUGAUCCUAUAAAUCAGAUUUUGAAAAGGAUAAAGGAUUAUGAUCAAGCCAUCAGGUUAUACAAAAAAGUUAGAAAAGAGGGGAGUGUAAAGAUGUAUAUGGGUUGGAAACCUCCUAAAAGAAGUAUGAUUAAACUUAAUAUGGAUGAUGCAAGAAAAGAUAACAAGGUAGCUGAGUGUGGAGGAAUUCUCACGGAUCAUAAAGGUGAUUGGAGAUGUGGCUUCUCCAAAUACUUAAAAAAUUGUAGUGCUAUUUAUGUUGAAUUUUGGAGAGUGUUUAAAGAUUUAAAGCUCACUAAGUCUUUAGGUUUUAGUAAGCUGGAGAAUAAUGUUGCCUCAUUGCAAGUGAUAAAAACUAUUAAGGAUGGUGAGGUAGGUCAUAUCGAAUGUGCCUCAAUUCUUCGGAGGAUUAAAGAGAUUAUUUCUACCCAGAAAGUAGUAGUAAUUAUGCAUGCUUACAGAAAUUUGAAUGUUUGUGCGGAUGCUCUAGAAAAUCGUUGGUGCAUGAAGAAGAACUUCAUUAUUUAUUUAUGA